GAACUUAGCUAUAUAAAGGAUAACGCGGGGUUAUUAUCAUUCUUCAACUGGUGGUGUCUUCUCCAGCACAGGUGUCACCGGUGGCUGCAGACUCGACUCGUCCAAAGUAACUAAUAAAGCAUAAGAUGGCAAGAUACUCCACAGCGAUGAAAUGUUUGUGCGCCGUCACUUGCAUUAUGAUCAUGGCAGCGACAGUGACUUCGGCAGCACCAUCCUAUGCAGAUUACGACAAUAAUAUAAGGGAUUUAUUGGACAUAUUCCUCCAGAAGGAAGCCCUUGAAGAUAAAUACGGGCCAGUGCACCAGUUGGUCAGGAAAUCGAGCCGGUCACCCUCUUUGAGACUCCGAUUCGGGAGAAGGUCCGACCCUAGUAUGACACCCGAGGCGGCGUUCAUGAUGGCCCAAGCAGUCGACCAUGAAAACAAUUAAUUAUCCUAAUUCGCUACGUUGAAUGCCACUGAUACCCAUACUGACGUAGGUCCUUCUAGUAUCGACAAAGUCAUCCUUUCGAGUAUUUUUUUAAUUGCCGUUAAACGCAGUGUAUAGAGUAUGUGUCACCCGACAUUGUUUUCUAAGUGUGAUAUAAUUCAUUCCAAAUUUAUAAUCAAAAAAUUAGUAUCUAUGUAUAUUUUGUCCGGUACUUGGUUAGGCGAGUACCUAAUUUAAUAAUUAAAAGAACUGUAUCGCACCUGUCACACUCGCAUGCUAUGUACAAGCUGUUGGUCAUUUGUGUAAAUUUCUGCAAGGAAAUAAAUGAAUUUUGUGAUGUA
Zophobas morio is the source of this 769-nucleotide messenger RNA. RefSeq names its product short neuropeptide F (gene sNPF). The coding region runs from base 126 to 428 and encodes 100 amino acids. The record is from RefSeq and is a predicted model, not a curated record. NCBI's taxonomy places the organism in Eukaryota, Metazoa, Arthropoda, Insecta, Coleoptera, Tenebrionidae. The transcript has 4 exons.